GACGUAGUUGCCAAAACACACCGUCGCGCGGGAAAACGAACACUCCGAAGAAUCAAUAAUUUCAAGUGGAUUGUGGAUUCCAAAAAUGUCUAAAAUGCCGCCGGCGGACGUGUGAAUUAGUGGCGGGUGUGAAAACUUGAGUUAUAAGCCGAGAAAAGAUGUAACGCGAGGCAGAGGGAGGUAAAUGUGAGGAGUGUGUUGGGAAGCUGUGCUGUGGCUGCUAGCUCGACCGUCGUGUUUACAAGUUGCUCAGUGUCCCCUGCUUCACCUUCCUUCACAUUUGAUGAUGCUGAAGCCUGAUGGGUGAUCACAAUGGUGAGGCCGGUUAACUCCAAACGCAAGCUUUUCAGCGCUAGCAAAGAACAGAAGGAGAAUGAACCAGCUGAUGGUGAAUUAAGAAGUAAAAGCCACACUGAAAUCUUAGGCUUGACUGACACCUCCAACAGCAUCAAUAUUGGUACCCAUAAAAAGAUCACGAAGAGUACUAGCAGUGUUGGAGGGUGCAAUAGUGUUGGUGUUGGGAAAACAAUGGUGGGGUGGGCGGAAGAUGUCUCCGCAGCUCACCGUACUCCCAGCCGGCCAGUCAUGCCAAUGUCUGAGAGGCAACAGAUUGCACUUCUUAUGCAGAUGUCCUCACCUUCCCCUCCAGACAAAGCAGAGCUGAGCAAUUCCAACAGCCCACGCACCCCAAACACUCCAAAUUUUGGACGAGGUGUUAACAAGCGUAAUGAACGUGGUGAAACUCCUUUGCACGUGGCUGCCAUUAAAGGAGAUACUGAACGCAUAUCCCAGCUUAUAUCUCAGGGUGCAGAUGUAAAUGCCACCGAUUAUGCUGGCUGGAGUGCACUUCAUGAAGCAUGUAAUCGUGGAUUUUAUGAUGUAUCGAAGUUGUUGAUUGAAGCAGGCGCAGACGUUAAUGCCAAAGGUUUAGAUAACGAUACUCCGCUACAUGAUGCCUGCAUCAAUAAUCAUUUCAAGCUGGUGCGGCUCCUGCUAAGGUGUGGUGCUGGAGUUGAUGUUGUGAACAGAAGAGGGAAAACACCUCGAGACGUCUGUCGCUCACCAGGUAUUGCAUCCCUGAUAGAAGCAGCAGCACGUGGACAUAUCCAGGAAUUGGGCUCAUCUUCUGGUGACGAACUCCCACAACAUUUCAAAGGUGGCAGUUGCACAAGUAUGUCUAGGCGGACUCCUCCUGCCAACAAAUCUUCCGAGGAUAAGCCUGGAGGUGGACCCGGGUCACCGAGAGUUACUCUUCGUUUGCCUAACAGUGUUGCACGCACUCCAGAGAAGCCAAGACCACACGAUAACAAAAAUAUAAUGGAAAGCAGUGAGGAUGUCUACGAGUUCAAAUGUAGCAAAGAUGAUGGGAGAGUUGAGGAAGAGGAAGACAAAGGAGCUGGGGUAGCAGCAAGAACAGAGGCAACUGCCACAGAUGACAAAGGAGACAAAAGGGGAAGAGAGCCAGAACCUGAAGAAGAUGAGGAGGCAAGAAAGAAGAGGAGAAAAGAGGAGGUUAAAGAAGGUGCAAAGGGAGUAGGAAGAGGUGGUGGCAGACCUACUGGACCAGCAGACAAAAGUGUUAAGUGUGGUGGUCGUGGUAGUACAGGAAACAAUAGUGGCACAGGAGGAAUCAAGCAGUCUUCUGCAGCAAGUGGGGCAGUAGCUGGGGAACGGAAGAGUCCAAUGGGAUCUGCAGCAAACAGUCCAAAACCGCCGAGUACUAAAAAUGGUGGAGAAAGUAGUGAUACCGAGGACGAUGUUAAGAGUGAAUCAAGUUCGGGUGCUGGACCUAAAGUUCCGCCCCUAAAAAUUGUGCUCGGUGGCGGUACAGAACAAGAGCCAAAUACACGAAAUGGUAAAAAUUCUAGUAAUCGUCAAUUGCCAUAUGUAGUGAACACUAGCUCGGGAGAAGAGAAGGAAGUUGCCGCAGAAGGGAAAGAGAUCGUUUCAACUACUAAGGUGAAUUGUGAUGUGGAUGAUGCGGGUAAUUCCAAUAACAACUGUGGUAGUAGCUCUGGCAGUGAGAAGGGUAGUGGUACUAGAAUUACUAGAUCUCAGCGGGGAGGCAAUUCAAGCUCUACGGAAGAAUCAACAACAGCCUCAACUUCUACUGUUAAAGCUGAACCAUCAGUGAAAAUAGAAGAGUCAACUCGCCCCACUACAACAAUGGAUGAUGCUGUUCAUCCUCGUAAGAGAAAAAUUAAGAUGAAAGAGCCAGAGGCUGAACCUGCUGUUGUUUCACUUGUUGAUCAGCCAAUGAGUAAUUGUUAUGAAACAUUUCUCAAUAUUCGGAAGCAGAUUGAACGUCGGCGAGAAAAUUUGCGACCAGUGCAACCAAAGCCACCUCAAGGGUUCAAGGACUAUCUAAUGAACCGGUGCUCUUAUGUGUUAGCAGGAAAUGCCACUUCCAGGUUAUCUGUGCCAGUAAUGUCCCCUCCAGCAUCACUUUCAGCACUGCUCAAAGAACUCUUUAAUGAUCAGGAAAAGGAGCGUUAUCGCUUAAGACUACAGCAUCUCAUAGAGAAGGAGAAGUUGGUGCUCAGUGUUGAGCAGGAAAUCCUCCGUGUACAUGGCAGGGCUGCCAGGGCACUUGCAAAUCAAGCACUCCCCUUUUCUGUCUGUACAUUUUUGAAGGAUGAAGAGGUUUAUAAUAUAAUCUCGCCUGAACAAGAGAAAGAUGGCAAUGCCCGUUCCCGAUACAAUGGCAGAUUGUUUCUCUCUUGGCUGCAGGAUGUUGAUGAUAAGUGGGACAAAAUCAAGGAAUUUAUGGUUUUGCGUCAUCAUAAUGAGGCUGAAUCACUUCAUGCAGUUCAGCGAAUGGACUGGGAGUGGAAACUCAAAGAGUUAGGAGACUGUGAUGCUAAUUCUCGACCCCACAUAGAUGAACUUCAUGUACCUAUGGUACAUGUGUCUGAUGAUUUUGACCUUCUUCCAGAGUGAACGGCUUAGUAAUUUGUGCCGAAUUUAUUUGUAUCAACAUUACACAACUUUGAGCUAUUGUGAGGUUCAGUCUUAGACAUAGAUGAAAUGAUGUCUAUAACCUAGCAAUCACAUGCUCAAACUUACCUGGGCAUAAGCAAGAAGGAACCUUCAAUGGAGAGGUUUGUAGAUUUGCAAUUUUCUCUUGACUGUGAUAUUUGUAAGAGGGUUAAAUAUUGUAUAACAAACCUCAUCCAAGGGUAGUGAACCAGAAUUCAGUAAGCCCGGUUCUAGUUCAAAUUUUGCUUAAGGUGCCCUAGGUUAUGUAUUCUGAUGCUGAGAAAUGGUUUAUAGAUUGAUUGUAACUUGUGAUCCUUUAGUUCUCAUUAGUCAUCGAUCUUCCUUGACACUGCAGGUUAAGGAUUUAUGUCGAAGUUUUAGGACAAGAAAAGGGUCUGUAUUUCUGUGAUAUACAAUUGACUUUCAUAGUAUCUAGGGUAUAUGACUCGAUUCGUACAUCCCAAGUGUUUGCAUCGGCUUUUGCAAUGACAUUGCUGUUUCAGUGCAAUUUUUCACUGGAAAUUAUUCAAAGUUGUUUAUUAAUGAUGUACAAGGUGUUAAGAAAGCCAAAAUAUAUUAGGUACUCUUGUGGUUGAAUGUUAAUGUGCACUAGGUUGUGUAGUUGGAGCUUAAGGCUUUGGUACUUCCAGCAAACCUGGCUCUGUAUGAAUGCAUUUUACUUGUCAGUUUGCUAGAUGUCUAUGAUGUUCAUCUCGUACAUAUAUAACAAAUUAAUAUAUGUUGCAUUGUUAUCAAAUUUAAGAAAUUAAUAAUUGGCAUAGCCUGUAUAGUGUAAUGUAUGAAGUGAAAGUUUUACGAACGGUAUGGUAAUGUUUAUUGUAAAGAUAAUCAUGAUCAGUCCAGUAAAGAAACUUGUCAAAUAACAAUAAGUAACUUGUAAGACAAUUACUUGCUCAAUUUAAUAUAAUCUAUGCUAAAGCUUCAUAACUAUAAAGUAGUAUUUGAUUUUACAAGCCCUUUAGUAAAAUUUUGAAGAUAUAAAAGGGAACCUGAUUAUACUAGAUGUGCCAUGUGUUAGAUAUGUUUUGACACAAAUGGUAACUUCAUUCUAAGUCACCCAAUAAAAAUUAUAUCAA
Messenger RNA from Procambarus clarkii (red swamp crayfish), 4076 nucleotides. The record is from RefSeq and is a predicted model, not a curated record. Lineage: Eukaryota; Metazoa; Arthropoda; Malacostraca; Decapoda; Cambaridae.